Globicephala melas (long-finned pilot whale) is the source of this 957-nucleotide messenger RNA. It is a transcript of the gene FKBP1B, whose product is annotated as FKBP prolyl isomerase 1B. The record is from RefSeq and is a predicted model, not a curated record. Gene Ontology annotation, cellular component: sarcoplasmic reticulum membrane; cytoplasm. Lineage: Eukaryota; Metazoa; Chordata; Mammalia; Artiodactyla; Delphinidae. Gene Ontology annotation, biological process: protein peptidyl-prolyl isomerization; regulation of cardiac muscle contraction by regulation of the release of sequestered calcium ion. Gene Ontology annotation, molecular function: peptidyl-prolyl cis-trans isomerase activity.
AGGUCCCGACUCCAGCCGCACCUCCUCCGACUCUGCAGUGGCGGCGGGGUGGCGAGCCGGAGCGCCAGCGGGCCAGGGCCGGAGCCGAGCCGGGGUCGGGGAAACAGCGGGGACCCUCGGAGGCGGGGCCAGUGGGACCGCGAUGGGCGUGGAGAUCGAGACCAUCUCCCCGGGAGACGGAAGGACAUUCCCCAAGAAGGGCCAGACGUGUGUGGUGCACUACACAGGAAUGCUCCAAAAUGGGAAGAAAUUCGAUUCAUCCAGAGACAGAAACAAACCUUUCAAGUUCAGAAUUGGCAAACAGGAAGUCAUCAAGGGUUUUGAAGAGGGCGCAGCCCAGAUGAGCUUGGGGCAGAGGGCGAAGCUGACCUGCACCCCUGAUGUGGCGUAUGGAGCCACGGGCCACCCCGGUGUCAUCCCUCCCAAUGCCACCCUCAUCUUUGACGUGGAGCUGCUCAACUUAGAGUGAAGGCAGGAAGGAACUGAAGGUGGCUGGAGAUGGCUGCUGCUCACCCUCCUAGCCUGCUCUGCCACUGGGACGGCUCCUCCUGCUUGGGGCUCUUGAUCAGUGCGCUAACCUCACUGCCCCAAGGCAUUAUCCAUUCUCUCUGCCCAAGUUGCUCUGUAUGUGUUCUGUCAUUGUUCACGCGCAUCUUUGCUUGAGGAAACUUCAGUUGCAGAUUGAAAUGUUUCAGGUUGUGCAUUUUGCGUGAUGCAUGUAGUAGCCAUUCCUGAUCACAGAACAGAUUUCUUGUUCGCACAAUCUACACUGCCUUACCUUUACUUAAGCCAGACACACAAGGUGCUCAGACAUGAAAUGUACAUGGUGUACACAGAGGGACUUGAGCCAGUUGCCUUUGCUGUCACUUUCUCUCUCAGAAAUUCUGCUGACUUAAACGAUGUCCUUUUUGGAAAUGAUAUGAAAAAUAAAGGCUCUGUGCUUGACAAAUUCCUGUC